CAAAUCAAUGUGUAACUUUUCUCUCCCUUUUGCUCUCAUUACAAGUUUAUUCGUGAGUGAUUUAGCCGGCAAAUCGAUUUUAAAUCAAUUGUCUGAUAAAAACAGAAACGAUGAUAACCGCCUGGAAACACCCGGUUUAAGUUGAUUACAUCCAAGCGACGUUUUCUAGUCACUACAGUGCCUUUCAUCGAAGAUGAACGUCCUGCUGCUACUCCUCGCAUCACUCCUUUUCGCACUCCUCAAAUGGAUCUACUCGCACUUUCAGUCCCGGUACCAGUUCUGGAAGGACCGGAACGUACCCUAUCUGGAACCCCGCUUCCCGGUGGGCAACGUCGGCGACACGCUCAAGCCGACGAUCCACUUUGCCCACAUCAUGGACAAUCUGUACAGGCGGCUGACCAAGCUGGGUGACGACUACGCCGGCAUUUACUUCUUCCGGGAUCCGGUGCUGGUGGUGCUGUCGCCGGAGUUUGCCAAAACGGUGCUUGUGAAGGACUUUAACUACUUUGUGGACCGCGGAGUGUACAGCAACGAGCGGGACGAUCCGCUGUCGGCUAACCUGUUCUUCAUGGAGGGGCACCAGUGGCGCAAGUUGAGGGCGAAGCUGACGCCGACGUUCACCUCGGGCAGGUUAAAGGCCAUGUUUUAUACGAUACUGGCGGUGGGCGAGCAGUUUGACCGGUUUUUGGGGGGCUAUGUGGCCGGGGUGAAUGAGGUGGAGGUUAAGGACUUGCUGGCGAGGUUCACGACGGAUGUGAUUGGAUCGUGUGCGUUUGGGAUUGAUUGUAACAGCUUGGAGAAUCCCAAGUCCGAGUUCCGGGAGAUGGGUAAGAGGAUGAUUAACUUUCCAAAGUUGAAGGCGUUGAAGGUGUUUUUUGCGAUGAUGUUCCGGGACACGGCGAGGAAGUUGGGAAUAAGGUUCAAUGACGAGGAUGUGUCGGAGUUUUUCUUUUCUGUUGUUCGGGAUACGAUCAAGUAUCGGGAGGAGAACAAUGUGCAGAGGAAGGAUUUCAUGCAGCUGCUGAUUGAACUGAAGAACAAGGGAUACAUGGAUGGGGAGGUAGAUGGAGCUGCGGAGGAGAUGUCCGGACAGCGGUUGGAGAAGUUGACCUUUGAAGAGAUUGCAGCUCAAGCGUUCGUGUUCUUCUUUGCUGGCUUUGAAACUUCUGCUACGACCAUGACGUUUGCGCUGCAUUUGCUUGCUACGCAUCCAGACGUUCAGGAGAAGGGAAGAAGUUGUGUCCUAGAUGUAUUGAGCAGACAUGACAACAAGUUUAGCUACGAAGCCAUCAUGGAGAUGACCUAUCUGGAUUGGAUCAUCAAUGAAACCCUUCGUAUCUACCCACCAGUAGCAACGCUGCACAGGAUGACCACAAAACCAUACAAGCUAUCGAAUGGAUCCAUCAUCCCGAAAGGAACCGGACUUUGCAUCCCAAAUCUAGCCAUCCAGCGUGACCCACAACACUUCCCAGACCCUCUAAAAUUCCGUCCGGAGCGCUUCUCCGAAGAAGAAAAGUCAACGCGUCACCCGUUCAGCUACCUUCCGUUCGGCGAAGGUCCCCGAAUCUGCAUUGGGAUGCGGUUUGGCCUGCUCCAGACGCGGAUGGGACUGGCGCUGCUGCUGAAGAGUUACCGAUUCAGUCUGUGCUUGAGGUCACCCGUUCCGCUGGUGAUCGACCCGGUGAAUUUGAUUCACGGACCAGCCGGGGACGUUUGGUUGGGCAUUGAGAAGGUUCAGUAGAUUAAAGGUUGGCACAAAGUGUACCGGCAUGAAUGAACCAGUUCA
Culex quinquefasciatus (southern house mosquito) is the source of this 1786-nucleotide messenger RNA. RefSeq names its product probable cytochrome P450 6a20. The transcript is spliced from 3 exons. Gene Ontology annotation, molecular function: monooxygenase activity; oxidoreductase activity, acting on paired donors, with incorporation or reduction of molecular oxygen; iron ion binding. The record is from RefSeq and is a predicted model, not a curated record. Bases 194 to 1741 code for a protein of 515 amino acids. NCBI's taxonomy places the organism in Eukaryota, Metazoa, Arthropoda, Insecta, Diptera, Culicidae.